Sceloporus undulatus (fence lizard) is the source of this 1019-nucleotide messenger RNA. It is a transcript of the gene TIMP1, whose product is annotated as TIMP metallopeptidase inhibitor 1. The record is from RefSeq and is a predicted model, not a curated record. Gene Ontology annotation, cellular component: extracellular matrix. Bases 237 to 908 code for a protein of 223 amino acids. Gene Ontology annotation, biological process: negative regulation of endopeptidase activity; negative regulation of membrane protein ectodomain proteolysis. NCBI's taxonomy places the organism in Eukaryota, Metazoa, Chordata, Lepidosauria, Squamata, Phrynosomatidae. The transcript is spliced from 6 exons. Gene Ontology annotation, molecular function: protease binding; metalloendopeptidase inhibitor activity.
ACGCCCCUUUGGCAAUCGGGACAGGAAAAGCAGGGGGAGCCAAGGGGGAAGCAGAGUGAUAUUUAAGUACCAGCCAGAACGGCUGGGAGCUGCAGUCUGAACUGGCAGAAGACCCCUACAGAGAUAGAGAGAGAAACCCAGAGAGAUCAAGGUCACAUCUCUGAGUCACAUUCCUCCUCAUCUACUCCGAAAAAAAGAAAGAAAGAAAGAAAGAAAGAAAGAAAGAAAGAAAGAAAAUGGACUCAGCUAAAGUAAGCGGAUUCCUGACUGCCAGCUUCCUCCUCUUUGCUCUACUGGGAGAUCCCACAGAGGCCUGCUCCUGUGCCCCCAGACACCCCCAGUCUGUCUUCUGCUAUGCUGAUGUCGUGAUCAGGGGCAAAUUUGUGGCUGUCAGCCAGGAGUCUGUGAACAUCUCAGCAGGAGAACCUGUCUGGUGGAUUCGCUAUGAGAUCAAAACCAUCAAGGUGUACAAGGCUCCUGAGGAGAUGCAAGACGUUCACUUUCUCCACACCCCAGCCAUGGAAAGUAUCUGUGGAUAUGAACACAAGGGUUUAAAAGGAGAAGAAUAUGUCAUUGCAGGGAUGCUGGAAGGUGACCGUGUUAUGAUCUCAGCAUGCUCUUUCAUCCAGCCAUGGGCGCAGCUAACUCUUGCCCAGAAGCGAGGCUUGAGUUCAGACUACAGCAAGGGCUGCAACUGCACAAUUGUGCCCUGCACUUCCAUGCCAUGUUCCGUCACCUCCGACAAUCAGUGCCUGUGGACGGAUGGGAUCAUGUCUCGGGUAUGGGAUCAAUUCCAAGCCAAACGUUUGGCCUGCCUGCCCUGGCCUAGAAAACCUGGCCUCUGUACCUGGCAAUCCCUCAACACCCAAGUCCCAGGAACCUUUCGCAAGGCUCGCCUGAUGCAGUAACAUCUUCAUGGACUCUAAUAGAGCUGGAGCUCCACUCCGUGAAUAACCCUCCCUCACCCACUCUUUUUCUUGUGUUGUCUCUUUUUAAAUAAAUGCCAGUUCCAAACCUUC